Molecule: messenger RNA, 602 nt
Organism: Carlito syrichta (Philippine tarsier)
Lineage: Eukaryota; Metazoa; Chordata; Mammalia; Primates; Tarsiidae
Product: pleckstrin homology-like domain family B member 3
Exons: 3
Source: RefSeq, a predicted model, not a curated record
GCCCCGCCCACACCCCCACCCCCACCCCGCCCUCCAGGACCCCGCGUCUUGGAUCUGCGGCAGCACCUGGAGCGAUGGGGCCACAACCCGGAAAACUGCCCGCACGUGCGCGUGUCCGGGGGCUGCUGCCGCGGAGCCCUGGUGAAGAUGGGCGGGCGCAUCAAGACCUGGCGGAAGCGGUGGUUCUGCUUUGACCGCCAGGCCCGCCGCCUGGCCUACUAUGCGGACAAGGAAGAGACCAAGCUCAAAGGCGUCAUCUAUUUCCAGGCCAUUGAGGAAGUCUAUUACGACCACUUACGCUGUGCCUUCAAGAGUCCCAGCCCUCGCCUGACGUUCUGCGUCAAAACCUACGAACGCCUUUUCUUCAUGGUGGCUCCGAGCCCCGAAGCCAUGCGCAUUUGGAUGGACGUCAUCGUGACCGCAGCCGACGAAAACCACGCCCCCUGAGGAGCCCCGCCCCGUUGGGAGGCACCUCCCGGCGAGGCCCCGCCCCCGCGCAAGUGGCGGCACCUGGAGGCCCCGCCCUCUUCCGGGAACUUGGGGCCCGCCCCUUUGGCGCUCCUCCGGGACUUCUGCUGGCGCUGCAGCUCGGCGGACCUGAG